AUGUCCUCAAUCUCUAAGCAGCGCAAAGCUGUAUUCGUUUUGGUGCUUCUUGCUGCUGUGGCCUUCGCAGCAUCGUGGAAUGCGACCGAAGCACAAAACAGCCAGGUCUUCAGGGCAGGCAAGAUUGCCCACUUAGGCCCCCAGCUCAGUGUGGGGCGGCCAACACGGCCUCCCAAGGGCGCCUUGCCACUUCGUUCCCCUAUCCUCGCCGCGCUGAAGGGCCAGCUGAGAUCAGCAUCUUCGCUGCUGGCAAAUUCCAAUCAUGAGGCCCCGCCGCCGGAUGAGUCAUCCCCUCAAUAUUCACAAGAGAUUUACCCACCAGAGACGGAGGAUGACGCGUCCGUCAAGCGUCCUCAGCACGCUUCACCCAUGACGGGGUCUUCCGGCAGAGGUCCGAUCCUGUACAACGGCCUGGCAUAUCACAUUGGAGGGACAAGCCCUGCUACAAUGCUUGCCAGUGCGGCUGUAGGGAUUGCGUGCAUGAUGUUAUUAGUGGCGGGUUCCUGA
Volvox carteri f. nagariensis is the source of this 507-nucleotide messenger RNA. RefSeq lists its product as uncharacterized. Lineage: Eukaryota; Viridiplantae; Chlorophyta; Chlorophyceae; Chlamydomonadales; Volvocaceae. The record is from RefSeq and is a predicted model, not a curated record. Bases 1 to 507 code for a protein of 168 amino acids. The transcript has 2 exons.